Messenger RNA from Cyanistes caeruleus (blue tit), 4897 nucleotides. RefSeq names its product coiled-coil domain containing 126 (gene CCDC126). NCBI's taxonomy places the organism in Eukaryota, Metazoa, Chordata, Aves, Passeriformes, Paridae. The record is from RefSeq and is a predicted model, not a curated record. Gene Ontology annotation, cellular component: membrane.
UGAAAUACAGAAUAGAGACAUUAUUUUGUUUUGGAGUGGAUGAGUGCCUUAGUUCAUUGUUUUUCUUGCCAGACGGAUGUCUGUGUUGUGGUACCACUGGAUAAAGUUGUAUCCACAUUGGUAAGUUUUGGCAGUACUUUUUGACAAUCAGCAGUGGCAACAGUGAAGAAAACCAAGCUCUUUAUAUGUCUGUGGAAGGCAAACCUAGUGUCAGAUCCUCAUUCAGGAAUUGGUUGUUUGCUCCAAGUUCUUAUGUUGUUCCUGGCUUGGGCUUGUAACUUUUACAAUAUUUUAAAUAUGCAUGCUGAUUUAAAGUACUAUGCUGAUUUAAAAUACUUCUGAAAGCUGGCACUUGAAUUGGUUACUUUAGGCUGCUUAUUGAAAGGAUUAUCUGGAAGACAUUAUCUUCUUCAUGGAUUCUUGGAUUGCCAUUUUGUCUGAAGUCUACUCAGGACUUUUGUUUGAUUUGGGUUUGUUUUGUGGAAUAUUUUGUUUUGUUUUGGGUUUGCUGGUUUGGGGUUUUGUUUCUUUUCUUUCCCUCCUCAGAUUUUCAAAUUUUGUUCUGGUUGUAUUCCUUCAUCUUCACGGUUGUCUUGUUUGUCUCAGUCUCCAUGUUUGGAGAUGGUAGGAAUUGCAGCAAGGUGUAGCUGUGACGCAUUGUUUUUUCCUGUUGCUCUCUGCACUGCUUUGCCUUUGCCACAGAAGUCCCUCAGCUGCAUUUGGGAGAGUGGUGUGCUAGCAUUUCUAUCCAGGAUAAAUCUGUGAAGAAGAUUUCUCAGCUUCUUUUUUUUCCUGCUCAGGGACGAUUUCCAGCUCAGCAUAUUGUGUGCUUUUAGAUAAUGAGGAAGAAUAAAGAUCACGAGAGGCAGUGUACCUUCUUUAAUAUGUGCUGUUAUCUUAUGGGCUACUACCUCUAAAUUACUGAAAACAAAGGUCCGUUCUGAGUCCAAGUUUUGUUGAAAUGAUAAUGUUCUUGUAGAGAACUGCUGACCCCUCAGGGCAAUGAGAGGUACAAGAAUAUUCCAAUCCAUCCAUUUUACUGUGCUAUUUCCUUCCUAAUAUGUAUGCUUGCUGCUCUGGGACUCUUUUUUUCCCUACUUCCAAAUUAUGUGGGUACAAGCUUCCUUUUUCUUUUUCCUUUUUUAAGCCCCAAGGGUCUUGCAGGGAGUGUCUUAUGAGUCACUAGGAGUGCAUGCAAUUCAGGGGGAAAGAAGAGAUCAAAUCUCCAGACCUUUGAGAUUAUGCUGGAAUUCAUGGAAGGGGAAUGGCCUUUAAAAGUUUGUAGGAAAAGUGACAAGUACGAAUAGUUGCCUUCAUUUUGGUAAACCUUGCUCCCAAUUCCUUUGCCUCGUGUCAGUAUGUGGGUGUUAUGCAAUUUCCCAGCAGGUUAAGUCCUUGAUUUCCAUUAGUUCCAGUAGUCAGCGUGUGCCCUGUGAAUCACAUAUACAUGGUGAUGGCCCAGUCUGCAAUUCCUGCUGCUGCCUGGCAGUUUAUUCAAUCUCUUCCACUUGGCUAGACCUCUUAUCCUGGCUUGUGGUCUUAUUUACAGUGUGAUGGCAGAGUUACUUCUAUUCCAAAUGACUGUAGUGAUACUGUCUAAAUGCUUCAGGAUGAGAUAUGGCUGGAGCUCUAUGGAGAGCUGAACUAAAUUUAAGUUUUAUAAGAGCUAUCUGUUCUUUUCAGUCUUUUUUUUUUAAUAGAAGAAGUAGAGACUUGUGGGAAUGGGGUUUGAAACUUGUGGUCUCUUCUUGAGAAAUACUGUUUGGUCUUCUGAGCCAUCACAUGAAUACUCUUCUCCUGGACCUCAUAAUGUUUUACAUCAUAUUUGAUACUGUUUAGAGAUUAUGUAGAUGCAUAUUGAUGUGUGUACAGUUUAUGCUUUAAAGUCUGAGUUCAGAGUCACGGAUUUGGCACAGAGCUAGGAAGAAGAGGUUUUUGUUAGUGCAUGUUUGGGGAAGAUCUGUUUCAGGAAAUCUUAAACCACACAGAUAUUCGUGCUGUGGAAUGUAAGUUUUUACUGUUUUCCCUCUUAUUUUAUGUACUUAAGACAAAUUAAUAUCUUAAAACAGUUUUGGGGGGAUAAGCACAUUCCUUGAACAAAGUACAUCUGACUGCAUUUACAGUGGGAGUUGAAAUUACUGCGUGCUGUCUGUCUGUCCUUGUGCAGGGUCAUACCCCCCAGUGCAGGGUGAGCUGUUCCUCGCUCACUGACUUGGGAUUGCCACUUGCAUUAGUGCAGCCAGCAGUAAGGGUUUGUGUACUGGCAGUGGCUGCCAUAGGGCAUUAGACACUCAACUGGUUGUUACUUUACGGCAGCUUUGGUGUCCAAGUCCUAAUGUUGCCCCUGCCUUGGGUUAAUAAUUUUCAGAAUAAUUUAGAUAUGCAUGUUGAUUUUACAGCACUUAAAACAUUUGCCACUUGAAUCAGGCAUGCUGGCUUGCCUGUUGAGGGGAUUAUCUGAAGAGUGAAGGUGAAGGGUAAGCGACAAGCAGGGCUCGGCGCCCUGCUGGCCGUGCCUCUUGUGUUGGCAGCAGACAGCAGGGUGUUGGCAUAAGGCCGAUGGAACUGGCCAGUGGAGGGGAUGAAAAGUGCCAUGGAGGCAGAGUUAGGUUUAGAUGAGAGCUCAGCAGCACGAGAAACUCGGUCUCAGUGUUCUGAUACAAACCCAAGGCGUAAGUGCCAAUACAGAAAGUCUGAAAAUAUUGAAUAAUUGGAGUAGUGCCAGAGAUGGAUGAAAAAUGAGAAAUAUGAGUACAGAGAUCCCUGAAGAUGUGUGGCUCAAAUUGCUUCAAACUGUCUGAACAUUUGUUAUUUAACUGCUGAAGCUUUCCUACCAUUUGCUUUCCUUCUGAAGCCUUAAUCCCGUUGAAGGAUCAGAAUUGGGUACUAUGGAAUCAAGACCAGCUAAAACAUGAGAAGAUAUAUUCAAGAUGAUCCAGGCAGAAGAUUUUUCACUUCAUAAAAAUACUAUUUUUGUUUAAUAUGUAAUAUAAUUUGACAAAGCAAAAUUCAGUUACUUUUCUUGAAAUUAGGACGUGCCUGUGGCCUUCAUCAGAAAUGUUUCUAACAUUUUCAAGGAAGAAUAUGUCCCAGAAACUGAGUAUGUUUUUACUAGUCUUUGGAAUCAUUUGGGGUUUGAUGUUGCUACGCUACACAUUUCAGUAUCCAAGACGCCAAAGCAGUGCUGAGUUGCGUGGACAGAUACUAGAUCUCAGUAAAAGAUAUGUCAAAGCACUGGCAGAAGAAAAUAAAAACCUAAUGAAUGGUGGUGGUGGAGCCUCUAUGUCAGGAUAUGCUGAUCUUAAGAGAACAAUUGCUGUUCUUCUGGAUGACAUCUUGCAACGCCUGGUGAAAUUGGAAAACAAGGUUGAUUACAUCGUUGUGAAUGGCUCAGCAACAAAUAACACUAAUGGAACUAACCAUCAGGUGCCAGUGACUUCAAAUAAACGUGUAAAGCCAGCAAGCAACAUUAGAUAGCAAACAGGGCCACUUUGUGUUGCUACAUCAUUGAUGGAUAAUAUUUAAGAUAAGCUUUUUGUCUCUGGUUAGGGCAAAGCAGUAGUUGACUCUAAAACAAGCGUAAACUGUUGUAUUCUACAAUGUGCUUGGAUCUAUGUAGGCCUAACAUGUGCUUAGGUUCUCAAAGCAUUAUUUCAUUGCCUUUGAGCAGUGCUUCUGAAGUGAUCCUUGUUGUCUCUAAAGAUAUUUUGAUAUGAUUUGAUGUAGUAGGUCAUUGGAUAAUUACAAUACGUGGAAAGCAACAGGAAACUUAUAGGUAGGUUUCUAAAUAUAUUUAUUUAAGUAUGACUAUAACAUAUCUUUUGGAUAGGUGAGCAGUAUUGUAGCUUAUUCAUUUUUUGUGAUCUGCAUUAGACCAAGGUAACUGAGGAAAAUGUGUUGCUAAACAGAUGCUAGAAGAUGUGUAUACUUAAAAUAUUUUCUUACUUAUUUACUAAAACGAUAUUAAAUUGAGGAUAGCAAUGGUGGUAAUAUUUUAAAAUUGUGACCCAAAGAAUGUCUUUAUUUGCACUAUCUGUCAGAAUAGUUAAAGAGAAUUUACUGUAUAUUUAAGAAAAUUUAUUAUAAUAGGAAAACACUCUAGGUAGUAACACUGUCCAGGUUUAUCUUUAUGCCAGAGAUAGGGCAGUUAGAUUAUCAGAAGCAAAUCAUCAUCUGUGAUAUCUUAGAUGAUUAUUUCUUAAAAAGAUAUUUAAGUAUAUGUAUUUUGUAAUUGCAGAUAAAAUUAUUUAAGUGAUGGAAAUAAGUUUUGGAUAUGUGAAUACAGUUUAUUUUUAUUCAUUGCUGUUUGUUAUUAACAUUUUAAUGCCUUGCAGUUUGUGUUUGGAAAAGCACACCAUCUCCCUGAAUUGCUUUCUUGAUCAGAAGAAAAGCAAUGAAGGGAAUCAAGGCAUCUCUGCAUUUAACAGAAGUAUAUGUACUAAGGGUGUCUAAUCAUGGCAUAUUUGAGAACUAAGGUAAUGUUUGCCUUAUGUCUAAGUCAGCCUUACAGCAAAGUGAACUGCAUGCAGUGUGGGUGCACUGUAUCUCAAAUGUUACUGAAAUCAUGUUGAAGUGCCACUGAACCUGUUUUUUAAACUGUACUGAAUGUUUGAGGGGGACAGAAUGUUCAGGGACUUUUGCCAAAAGUGUCCUGUAAGUGAACUUUUGGGGAUGAGUAAAACCAGAGGCGCUGGGUGAUAUACCAGGCAAAAUUAUGUGAUUUUUUUCCUUUCUGUUUCCCUGCUGAUAAUCUUGAUGGUUAUAAAAGAAAAUACAAUUGCAAUCUUAGUUAGUACUUCUUUAGUAUCCAGAUGAUUUUUUUUUGUCACAUUGUGUGUAAACAUGUACUCACUUCAAUGCAGAAAGAGAAAAAUAAAUUUUUAAUUGCACUUGUAAA